Stegastes partitus (bicolor damselfish) is the source of this 807-nucleotide messenger RNA. Its product is annotated as somatomedin-B and thrombospondin type-1 domain-containing protein. The transcript is spliced from 5 exons. Bases 1 to 807 code for a protein of 268 amino acids. NCBI's taxonomy places the organism in Eukaryota, Metazoa, Chordata, Actinopteri, Pomacentridae. The record is from RefSeq and is a predicted model, not a curated record.
AUGGUGUCGACCCUCUGGAGCAGCUCCGUCACUCUGCUGUUUCUCGGAGUGUCUUUCCUCCUGGUCGGUCCGUGUCGGUCGGGCUGCCGGGAUGCCGGUCUGUGCUGCACCGGCCGAGACCCUUCCUGCAUCAGUAAAGGAUGGAGGUCCGACCGCUCAUACGGCACCUGCUACUGCGACCAAGCCUGCGUGUCCACCAUGGACUGCUGCCACGACUAUGAGACUGCAUGUCCAGCGGUGUCCUGUGUGGUGAGCGAGUGGACCGGCUGGUCCGGAUGUGCUGAACCCUGCAGGGCCACGGUCCGCAGGAGGAGCAGGACCAUCCUGCAGGAAGCAGUCAACGCAGGAAAACCUUGUCCCCAUCUGGAGGAGCUCGCUGGCUGUGCAGAGUAUUGGUCUCAGCAAGGACACUGUCAAAGCUCACUCGUCCCAGCACUUAUUACCACGGGUGGCUAUGGCAACGCCAGGAAGAAAAGAGACAUCCCCGACAGCAGCGAUGUUAUAGGGUAUUGUGUCCAGUUUCAGCUGACCUCUCUGACAAAAGGAUGCCAGCAGAGCGAAGGCCCACACACUCAGUGGAUGCAGUACCUGAGGGAGGGCCACCAUGUGUGUGUCGAGUGCCAGCCGCCUGCCCUCGCUGCCGGACAGAAGCACUGCGCUGGAGACGGUGAGAAGAACAGCACGGACAGGAGACAGUCUCUCCAGUGGCAGGCGGUGGGAAACCCUCGAUGCAGGGGUGUGUGGAGACGUGUGGGGAGGCUGGAAGCCUGUUCCUGCCCGACAGCCCACAGCUUCCUCUUCAUCUAA